This is a messenger RNA of Euleptes europaea (tarantolino), 633 nucleotides long. Its product is annotated as nucleoplasmin-like. Gene Ontology annotation, molecular function: chromatin binding; RNA binding; histone binding. NCBI's taxonomy places the organism in Eukaryota, Metazoa, Chordata, Lepidosauria, Squamata, Sphaerodactylidae. Gene Ontology annotation, biological process: chromatin remodeling. Gene Ontology annotation, cellular component: nucleolus; nucleoplasm; cytoplasm. Bases 1 to 633 code for a protein of 210 amino acids. The transcript has 6 exons. The record is from RefSeq and is a predicted model, not a curated record.
AUGAACACCACUUUCUCUACACCAAGUACACUUCCUUUGGAAGAGAAGCCUGUGGUAGGCCUUUGGGGCUGUGAACUGAACAGCACUACCAGGAAGUGUGUAGUGAAGUUGGAAGACAGCUUACUGGAACACAUUGUGUAUUUGAAGUCAGUGUCUCUGGGAGAGGGAGCCAAGGAUGAGUUGCACGUGGUGGCAGUCGAGUCCAAAAACAUGACCAGCGUCUACAAGCCUAUGCCCAUUGUAUCACUACAACGCUCUGUUUUACCCAUGGUCAGUCUGGGCAGCUUUGAAUUCACCCCUCCUGUUGCCUUUGUGCUCAAGUCCGGAACUGGGCCAGUCUAUCUUCUUGGUCAGCACUUGAUCUUGGAAGGGGAUUCUGAUUACGAGUCACCAGGAUAUGAUACCCAGGCGGAUGAUACCCAGACAGAUGAUACUCAGACGGAUGUAGAUACUCAGAUGGAUGAUACCCAGACAGCGGUAGAUACCCCGAUGUAUGGUAGCCAGGCCGAUGUAGAUGAUGCCCAGACGAAUGUAGAUGAUAGCGGGAGCAAUGCUGGUACUGAGGACUAUCCUGGCGGCACAUCGGAAGCAUCUGGGCCCUUCAUACCCAAAAGACCGCAUCUCCGCAUAUGA